Molecule: messenger RNA, 3471 nt
Organism: Anarrhichthys ocellatus (wolf-eel)
Lineage: Eukaryota; Metazoa; Chordata; Actinopteri; Perciformes; Anarhichadidae
Product: lamin-A-like
Exons: 13
Coding region: 1114-3048 (644 amino acids)
Biological process (GO): nuclear envelope organization; heterochromatin formation; protein localization to nuclear envelope
Cellular component (GO): nuclear envelope; nuclear lamina
Molecular function (GO): structural constituent of cytoskeleton
Source: RefSeq, a predicted model, not a curated record
GUAUCAGCUUGUUCCUCCUCCCUUUUCAUUGAAGCCGCAGAAUGAAGUUCACAUUGAGUGAACUACAGGACUUCAGCUUAUUACAGUUGCACAUUCCUGUCACUUCUUUCAUCCAAACUUUAGCUUGAGUUUUUUGUUUGUAAGGGUUGGCUUAGUGAGUCACUUGGCUUGAAAUGGGUUGAAUGGGUAUGCUAGAGCACAUUUGUUUGUUCUUUUUAAAGACAAUUUUUUAGGGCCUUAUUGCCUUAAUUGCCUUUAUUAGAGAAGCUGGAGAGGGGGGGGGUAGUUACGCAGCAAAGGACUAUGGGACAUAAUUGAACCCAGGACGGGACAAAUGCUCUACCAGAUGAGAUAGAAAUGACCUCCAUGUUAGUUAGUUUGCUGUAUUGGGACAUGUCUAACUUCUUUCAGCCAGCUGAGAACCUCUGGAUGUUUUACAGUAUCAAGCUGACUCAGGAUGUCUGAGGGGCAGGGGUGAAAAAAUAAAUAAACACAGCUCCAGUUGCAUCCAAGUUUACUGGCAUGCAGGGCAGCCUUCCCUCAGUGUAUAUAACAAACACAGUCCUGAAAACUGAUCUUUUAGACGUUUUAAUUGAAGAAUAAGGAAGUUUGAUCAAAUCAUUGUGCAUCAAACCAGGCUUCAGGCUUAGUUUAAACCUGCUCUGUAUCUUUGUCAUUCAAACUUUACAGAAAGGAAGCCUGGUUUGAGCCAAACACAGCAAAUGAAUAGAACUCAACCUUUAAAAUGAUCCCAUGUAUCACAUGGCAUUGUGCAUUUCUUUGAGGAGUCGGUGACUCAUUCAUUCAGAUUGCACACCCAUUCCAGUGGGAGAGAGACAUAGAGAGAGAGCGAGAGAGGGGGAGGAACAACCACCUACCAAGUGCCAAACUUGAGGCCAACCUCUCUCCUCCCAUCUCAUUCUUUCCUAUAUGGGCAACCUCAGAUGUAUUUGCAGACAGUGCAGUAACAGACCGAACCGUGCUGGAGAACUAAGAGGGGGAACUCUGAUCACAAAGUAACGAAAAGGCGAUUAACAGAGAAGUCUACGAAAGUAUUCGGAGCAGAGAUUCAUCUUCUUCUGACCGGCACUAAAAAGGAAAGAUAGAAGUAAAAUGGCAACACCCAAAAACACCCCCCGAGGUGCCAACUCACCGCUGUCCCCCAACCGCAUCACCCGGCUUCAGGAGAAGGACGACCUGUGCAACCUCAAUGACCGGCUGGCCGCCUACAUCGACAAGGUGCGCUUUCUGGAGACCGAGAACGCCGGCCUGCGUGUGCGCAUCACCGAGUCGGAGACCGAGAUUAGCCGGGAGCUGUCGGGCCUGAAGGCCGCCUACGAGGCCGAGCUGGCCGACGCCCGCAAGACUCUGGACUCUGUGGCCAAAGAGCGAGCGCGCCUGCAGCUGGAGCUGGGCAAGAUGCGGGAGGACUACAAGGAGCUGAAGGCAAGGAACACCAAAAAGGAGUCCGAUUUGGUCGCAGCGUUGCAGAGGCUCAAAGACUUGGAGGCUCUGCUGAACUCCAAGGACGCGUCUUUGACAACGGCUCUGGGAGAGAAACGAGGCCUCGAGGUGGAAAACAGGGACCUGAAGGCGCAGGUUGCCAAGCUGGACACCAGUUUGGCCGAUGCCAAGAAGCAGUUGCAGGAUGAGAUGCUGAGGAGGGUGGAUGGAGAGAAUCGCAUCCAGACCCUCAAGGAGGAGCUGGAGUUUUCGAGGAACCUUCACUCUGAGGAACUGCGGGAGACAAAGCGGCGCCAUGAGUCUCGCAUGGUUGAGGUGGACAAUGGCCACCUGCAUGAUUUUGAAAGCAAGUUGUCCGAGGCGCUGAUGGAGAUGCGCAGCCAGCACGAACUGCAGAUCAAAAUGUACAAAGAUGAGAUCGAGAAGACCUACAAUUCCAAGCUGGAAAAUGCUCGUCAGUCAGCGGACCGGAGCAGCCACCUGGUUGGGGCAGCACACGAGGAGCUCCAGCAGACCCGGAUCCGCCUGGAGUCCAUGUCCAGUCAGAUCAGCCAGCUGCAGAAACAGCUGGCGGCUCGCGAGGCGAAGCUAAGGGACCUGGAGGACGCCCUGUCUCGAGAGCGGGACACCACCCGCCGCCUGCUGGGGGAGAAAGACAGAGAGAUGGCCGAGAUGAGACAGCAAAUGCAGCAGCAGCUGGAUGAGUACCAGGAGCUCCUGGACGUCAAGCUGGCUCUGGAUAUGGAGAUAUGUGCGUACAGGAAGCUGCUGGAGGGAGAGGAGCAAAGGCUGCGUCUCUCCCCCAGCCCCCCACCCGCCAAAAUGACAGGGAGUCGCUCCUCUACCUCAGGAGGUACCUCUCGCUCGGUGCACUACAGCGCUCAGAGCUCUCCUGCCAAGAGGUGUCGCCCCAACGACACCGACAGCGAGGCCUCGAGCAUCGCUGGUGGAACCGUUGCUCGCACUCGCAUCGCCCAACAGGCCUCAGCCAGCGGGCGGGUCACUGUGGACGAGGUGGACCUGGACGGGAAAUAUGUCAAACUCGGCAACAAAUCAGAUGAGGAUCAGAAUUUGGGGAACUGGCAGGUGAAGCGGCAGGUGGGGUCCGGUGCUCCGAUCAUCUUCAAGUUCCCGGUAAAAUUCACUCUUAAGGCCGGCCAGAGGGUCACGAUCUGGUCCUCUGGUGCUGGCGGAACCCACAAUCCUCCCUCUGACCUGGUGUGGAAGACUCAGCCCUCCUGGGGCACCGGAGACCUGUUCCAGACCACCCUGAUCAGCGCCAACGGAGAGGAAAUGGCAAUGAGGAAGGUCACCCGCACGCAGUUUGAAGAAGAUGAUGACGACAUGCAGGUGGCUCACAGCACCUGUGGAGACAGCGAGUACAACCUGCGGAGCCGGACAGUGGUCUGCGGCUCCUGCGGACUUCCUUCAGACAAAUCCGGCGGCAGCUGCUCUGUAAACUCGGCCUCCCGUUCCUUCCGCAGCGGAGGGAUCUCCGAGGGUCUACUGCCGCACUCCUACGUGUUCAGCGCCAGCACCCCUCGCAAGACUGGAGCCAGAAUGGAGAACUGUCCAAUUAUGUGAGCCACCUGGAUCCACGAUGAAACACUUCAACUCUAUUAGUUUUCAGUUAUUACUUAUUUAGUUGUUGUAGUUAUUAAGUUUAGUUGAUGUACUUUGGAAUCAUUUUCAAUUAUUCUAUGCAAUAAAUCUUUAUACUGCUUUUUUUAUAAUGUACAUAUGGCAUGCUUAUGAAAUAUUUCCUUGAAUAUGAAAGAUGAUGAAAACAGUACAGUGGCAGAUAAAACCAUCACUGUCUUAUGCUAGUCAUAUCAUAGUUGAAUCAGAUUUACACUCUGUGAACAUGCAGCAGGGUUGCAGUAAAUUAAUUUGUGUUGACUUAUUUAGAUUUUUAGAAAAUAGAAUUAGCUUCUGUAGUUAAAGUAAACUUAACUUUAACUCCCUUCAGAAUGUUGUGUGUUGUUUUGCUGAUAUCAAUAAACAUGU